Molecule: messenger RNA, 2918 nt
Organism: Haliotis rufescens (red abalone)
Lineage: Eukaryota; Metazoa; Mollusca; Gastropoda; Lepetellida; Haliotidae
Exons: 2
Coding region: 196-2310 (704 amino acids)
Source: RefSeq, a predicted model, not a curated record
GUGUGUUGACAAGGCGUCGAUAUGGUAUACAGUGAUGAGAUUUUCACAAUACGCUGUGAGUCGUUUCACAGUGAGGUAAAGAUAAGCAUACUUUGUUUAUCAACAUGUGGAAUGGGAACGCUUAAUACAUCAGAAGCAGUUGUAUUUAUCGAGGUAGUCGCCUAGCCUGGUUGUCUCACAGCUCGUUUUUCACCAAUGGCGACCAAUAACACUGACGCUCAACAGGAAUCACUGUCCGGAAGUGAUGGCAGUUCCGUCAAACGCAUUUUGAAUCACAUUGAUAGACUCCUUGCUUUCAACAAAGUGGAAUGGUUUCUGCAUGAACAAAGGAAGGAUACUAUUUUGAAACUUGACUUCAUUCAAGACAGAAAGUACACAAACGUUUUUCAAACGUCUGACGCACUGCCAAGAGUUAACGACCAUAUUUCACGGCUCACCAAGUCGCACAAACUCAAGGAAUGGAGUCUUCGUGAGGGAGAAGAAUGCGCUUCCAUCAUUAUCGCCUUUCAGUAUGAUAACUGUCAGUCAGCUGAAAAUUUAUUUUUCUUGAAUACUGAGCAUUUGAAGCUUGUUAGCGAUUUACAUGAACACAAGGAUAGUCACAGGUGGCAUUUGUCGGACACUUUGUCGGUCGAGUGGCAGUGUAAGUGUAAUCCUGGCGUGAGUGAUAAAGGUGGAAGAAUCCUAACUGAGAAAUAUUCUACCCCUUCAACCUGUACUCACCCACUUUCCCAUUGUGAACCACAUGGAACAGUUCCAAACCAGAUAGAAAGCGACACCUUGUCGCUCUCAUCCCCUGUUAAUCAAUCUGAUGUUCAAGUAAGACAGCUACCUCUAAAAGAGAAAAAGAUUUCCUCAAAGACCCCCGCACAAAAACCAUAUCAAUCCGCAAUGACAUCUUCAGCCAAGACGAGGAGAGAUGUUAAAUCGGAAUCAGAGAAUACUGCAAAAUCUUUCAAAAACAAAUUCCCCUCAAAGAUCAGCAAGAAUGUUUCAACCAAGAAACCACAAACAACUCAGAAUCCGUUCUCAGUUACAGGUUCAUCUGCAAAUCAAAAUAAUGCCAUCAGGAAGUCAAAGUCUGUUUAUGCAGGUAACAGUCUUCGACCUCUACAUAGAUCAAAAUCUACCUCUGGGAUCACAAUGCCCCGUGAUACUACACACAGAAAUGGAAAGAAAAUCAACGCAACUUCACAAGUUGAUCCAGAGCCUACUGCUACUAAAUUCACCUUCAGUAAGGAAUAUCGCAAAUUGAAAAAGCCUUCUGCAGUCAAUCUAAGCAACGUGUCUGUAAAACGAAAACAUGAACGAUCAGACCAUAUCACUGAUACUGAGGAUCACGUGCCGGGCCCAAACUGUGUGAAACCAGGGCCACAAAGUAUUGAAACUAAGGAAUCUAGUUCUUCAGACAAAGUAGGUCAAAAAGAGGUGGUAUCUUACAGAUCAAGUCAUCUGAAAAGUACCCAUGAUGGUAAAGGCAGUUAUCCGGUUUCUUCUGAUGAACACGGUAGUCCAAUUGGGGACAUAUACAGAUUGUAUUUUGCAGACAGUGCAGAUACCAGUAUGUACAAUAAUGAUGCAUUUUGGUCAUCUACUGACAGAACUCAAAAUUCAAAAAGCAGCGGUGCAAUACGUCAGACGACUGACAUGCAUCAGUGCAGCACGCCGUCCAUGAAACCAGGUGGUCAUGCCAGUUUAUUUGGGGAGCUGAUGAAGAAAUUCUUUUCCGAAGCAGCUGAAAAUACCAGCGACAUCAAAGCAGCAACAGACCUCUCAAAGUGUCAGUAUAAUAUAUCUAACUUUCACCAGGCUCCGUCUGACGUGACAACGCCGAGAAAUAGCAGAACAGAAUCGGAUUCGAGCAUUGAUGACAAUCCGCAGGAUGCAACACUGACAGAAGCAUCCCAAACUGACUGUGACAUGUUUUCCUGCUGUACAGAACCUUGCCUAGAUGAGUCUGUGAAGGAGGAGAUUCAGGACUACUACGUGAAGAUCUACAACCAAAUCCAGAGUGAACCAAGGGUAGAGACUGUUCAGCUGGUGUGGCAGAUUAAUGAGGAUGGAAGGAUUUGCCUCUACCACAAAUAUCUCAAGCAGGUCAAGAGUCACGACCUUGUAUCCCCCGAGGAACUGCAGGAUUUGGAGAAGAGCGGAUCUCACAGCGUGAUACCAAGGAACAUCAGACAGCAAUACAUAUUCAGACGUCUUCUGGAUGAGCUGGACCAAGUUACUUUUGACAACCGCCCUCUCACAAAUGCCGAGAAAAAGAGACUAGACAACUUUAUGACCAGUGAAGCAGGCUGCACAUGAUCACAGAAUUCAGAUCUUCAUACCUUUCCUCAUUAAUGCCUGUUAUGGAUAAUGUAAAUAGCAAUGUUGAGCUUGUAAACUAUAAAUCAGGAAAUUGAAAUUGAUUUCUCAAACACUUGUCUCCUAUCCGUUAAUAUAUUGACAUGAUAAAAUCACACAAAAAGAAACGUUCAUCUUCUUGGAGAUGUCUGUGUACAUAGUCUACGCUACCGUAAAUUACUUGGCUAUAUGUUUAUUUGUACAUAGGGGAGAGUUCGUUAAUUCCUGCUGCCAACCCGGAAGAUGCCACUGGGAAAGGUACCACCCGGAUAAACGGUGCCUCACUGUAAUCCAAUGUUUAAUCUGACAUUCUUUCUUUGAAGUGACUUUCGCCUAUUUUGCAAAUCGGGCAUGUUUGACAUUACUGUUGCACGUUUCUGCUUCUCCUGCGACGUUCAUAAGUUGUUUGGCACAUUCACAUCUUUUAACAAUGUCACUGAUAUGAAAAGUAACUGGACUAACCUAAACGUGUAUCUUUAAAGUUAUGAGGCUUCUAUGCCGGAUUUUUUAAUUUAAAAACGUCAUUAUUUUCGUGUAAAAAUCUAAAAAAACAUUGCGAAUAAAGUGUA